CAAAUGUCGCCGCUAUUCCCUUCGAGUCGCUUCUCUUCAAUAUGGGUGCAUAUUUAAACAUUUUUUAAAUUUUGUCUAUCAUCUAUACUGUGUCUAUAAAUGUAGAAUGUACUAUGUUUAAGAAAAAUCAAAUGUAACCCCCUCUUUAUAUUUAUAUUUGGCUAAGUUAUUUAAAAAUGACCAUCCAAGAGCACCAGAAAUACCAAUCGAAACUCAAUGAUAUGAAGGUAAAUCUAAUUUCUUACUUUAAAAAGGCCUAUCAGGAUAUACUAUAAUAUGCACAGUAUUCCAUUUAAAAAAGUAUGGAUGCGUUGCUCCUAUAGAGAGCGGCAUAUUUUCCAGUUUCCAGAGUACAGUCAGAUAAGACGCAAGCAAAAUGAUCGACAAUCCACCCCCGUUUUGUCCAUUCCGGAGAGCCUCAUUGCUCCCUCCAAGCACCACCAGUGGUGGCAAACGAAGCUUAACAUCGAGGCAGAGCUCCAUACAAAUCAUGAACGAUGAGGAUGAAGACGAGAAAAGCACCUUGAAUCUGCAACAUCUCAACGAAGCUAUAUUGGUUUUGACAUCUCCCUCGAAUGAAGCAAUUCAACAAGCACUCAAUUCUCUUAUCCUUCGAGAGAGGAAUAAUACUGCCACUUAUAGAUGCCUUGACAAACUACCGAAGAAUCUAUCACUAUGCCCUCAUUAUGCUUACUUGGAGGAUUUAUACGAAAUAAUUGGCUUAGAGAAAGAGAUUGAGGUGAAUACAUUCUUCGAACGUAUUGGCAAUGAACUCAUUUCCAACCUUUUGAGUACUGCUGGCCGCUUGGAGAGGGCAUUCAGAUGCUUAGGUGGUGACCUCAGAGAGUUCCUCACAACGUUAGAUGGAGUGCAUGAUGUACUCAAGUACCAAGAAAAUGCAACGGAGGAACCUGCUGAACCAUCAGAAGCUGCGUUUAUAUGUACAGAUUGUGACGAUGAGGUCAUCCAGUUGGAUUUUAUGACUGACAGGCCGGCAAUAGCAGCAUUACUAGUUGGAAGUUUGAAAGCAAUCGCUAGAAUUCUCUACAGUACGCAAGCAGAAAUUUCAGUUACUCAAAGUAAUCAGGAUAAGAAGCAUUUCAGAUUUUUAAUAAAAGGAACAACACUAACUGGUACAUUGUGUAAACAGAAUUCCAGUGAAGAAAAAUGUAUAAAGAGUAGAUUGCAAAUGGGCGUUGUUACAUUCUGUAAAGCAUUUCCAUGGCACUUUGUUCUAGAUAGAAAAUUGGAGUUGGUGCAACUAGGUAGCGGUUUCAUGAGGCUAUUUGGAAGGUAUUUGAUGAAAUGUGGUACUUCUGUUGCAACCUACUUUGAAUUCAGAAGACCAAGCAGUAUAACGCUGGCUUUCAAGCACAUUGUCGAAAGAACAAAUACUCCUUUUGUAUUGGUGGUGAAGAAACCAAAAGGUGUUGAGAACUUUAACGCCCAGGGUUUGCAACUAAAAGGUCAGAUGGUUUCCUGCCCUGAAUCAGGUUGUGUUAUGUUUAUCGGCUCUCCAUUCAUAGACGGUCUAGAAGGAUUGACAGGAAGUGGUCUUUUCAUCUCUGAUAUACCAUUACAUGACGCUACAAGGGAUGUUAUUCUCGUUGGAGAACAAGCGCGAGCUCAGGACGGGCUCAGGAGGAGGAUGGAUAAAUUGAAAAGUUCUAUUGAAGAGGGAAACAGGGCAGUAUACAAAGAACGAGAGAAGAAUGUCAGCUUACUGCACUUGAUAUUUCCCCCUGAUAUAGCCAAAAGACUAUGGUUAGGUGAAACGAUAGAAGCCAAGACUCAUGACGACGUGACAAUGUUGUUCAGUGAUAUUGUCGGAUUCACCUCCAUCUGCUCAACAUGUACUCCUAUGAUGGUGAUCAACAUGUUGCAAAAUCUGUACAACGAGUUCGAUGUCUACUGCGGGCAACUAGAUGUAUAUAAGGUUGAAACUAUUGGUGACGCAUACUGCGUAGCUGGAGGACUACAUAAAGAAACGCAAACACAUGCUCAACAGAUAGCUUGGAUGGCACUGAAAAUGAUAGAUGUGUGCUCAUCGCAUCAUACACCUCAAGGAAAACCUAUAAAGAUGAGGAUAGGUCUCCAUACUGGUACAGUGCUAUCCGGAAUCGUUGGUGUGAAAAUGCCACGAUACUGUAUGUUUGGACAUAAUGUUACUAUCGCCAACAAGUUUGAAUCAGGCAGUGAACCUCUCAAGAUCAACGUCAGUCCUACAACUUACGAACGCCUUGACCAGGCUGGUGGUUUCAUCACAGAAGCCCGUGAUAGAAGCUGUCUGCCAAAGGACUUUCCUCAGCAUAUUCCAGGAACAUGCCACUUCCUAAACGACUACAAACAUCCAAAGGUACUACGCGAGGAGCCUCUGGCCAAACAUAUCCAAGCAGGACUCUUGGACAUCGGGCUCAACCCCGAAGGCACAUAAUCACAUAUUUUGUUCACUACUAUAAAUAUUAACAACUUCCAUAUUAUAUCCAACAAAAUGAGUUAUCUGAGUUUGAUGAAAUAUUUUUCUUCGAAAAUAAACAGGCUAUAGUAGCUUUCAGGUGUCACAGUGCUGUAGAAAUUAUUACAAUUCUCAUUUCAUAUCUUAUACGUAUAACUCUGGUAUACUCCAGAUGUCCAUAAAGACGUAUAUAAGGCCAAUCUAUAUUUCUGAUCGAUAUAUGCCUCACAAGAUUGAUUAAUCAUUUUACCCGAAAAUAACAAAUUUAAUACUAUAUUUCCGUGUCCAAAAAUUAUCCGGGAUGAAGUAAGAUAUCGUAGCACCAUCUAUGAAAAUGUGUCACAGCUACGUUCCUCCCCGCGCUAAUUAGAAACUUACUUUGGAAAGGUUAGUAUCUUAGUAGAUGACGAUGUAGACAAAUAUGUGCUAUAUGCAAACACUAACCUCUUCAAAGCAGAUUUCUCAUCAAUCCGGAGGAGAGAAAUGUAGCUGUGAUAACUUCUUAUAAAUGAAGCUACGAUAUCUCAUUUCAUAUAAUUUUUGGGACGCGAUAAUGUAGUGGAUCUCUUUACGUAAAAUACGUUAAUGAAUGGUCAUAAUCACAGUUUCCUGAAUCGACACAAAAACACCUGGUGACAAAUAUUUUUUUUUCAUUUUUUAAUGUCUCUUUACGCUGAUCCUUUAGAAUUUGUCACCUAUAAGAAAAUACGCUUCCAGCAUUUUUUUUGUUUUUGAGUAUUACUAUGAUAAUACAUUAGAUAAUUAUAGGUAACGAAACAUUACUAAAGGGACCUACUGUAUAAAUAUAUGAUGACACUACUUGAUAUACUAUUUAUUAUAAUCUAAUUCAAUGAUAGUUGUAUGAUAAUGUAAACGCAAUACUAAUUGUAAGAAAAAUUAAUAAAG
Messenger RNA from Acanthoscelides obtectus, 3361 nucleotides. The record is from the annotation of a GenBank genome assembly. NCBI's taxonomy places the organism in Eukaryota, Metazoa, Arthropoda, Insecta, Coleoptera, Chrysomelidae.